CGAAGGAUUUUUUUAUUUAAUUAUAUGGGAUGAGAUCAAGUGGGGGCUUAAGUCGGCAAUUAGUUAAUUGAGAAUUUAAGGUGUACGAAAGGUACACAAAUUUUUCGCCAGCGAUUGUUCGAGCUUUCGAACCAGCGAGGAAGGGGUUGAGGUGCUUCCACGACGAGAUGGCUGUCCACAGCGGCAAUUUUCUACUUACUCACGACGUGCGGAGAUACGAUUUUGUAGGGUCAAUUAUCAGCUUUGCGAGUUGUUGGAAAAUGAAGGGAAAUUGGAAGGACAAGGAUGGACGGUGGAGGAUACUCAGGCGAUGGCGACCUUGGAGGCCCGAGGACACCGCAGCAGGCAGUGUCAACGAAAAAAUUGCAGCAGACACAGGCAAAGGUUGAUGAGGUGGUGGGAAUUAUGAAGGUAAAUGUCGAGAAAGUCCUGGAGAGAGACCAGAAACUUUCAGAAUUGGACGACAGGGCUGAUGCGCUUCAACAGGGAGCUGCACAGUUCGAGCAGCAGGCUGGAAAAUUGAAAAGGAAAUACUGGUGGAAGAACCUCAAGAUGAUGAUCAUAAUUGGAAUCAUUUGUGUUAUUAUUCUCAUUAUUAUUAUUGUGUCAGUAGUACCGAGCUCAAGUGAUAACGACGCCCACUAACCAAGACCGAAGAUGGAACAUCAAACAGGACUUGAAAUUCAAUCUUGAGCAGACGCUCCGAACACGAGUGAAGAAUAUAUAUGUAUAUAUAUUUACAGUUCACGAAGUGCCUUGUCUUCCAGGUAUCACCGACAGAAUGAAUUGAAAGAUCAAUAAUGAUUAACCGUAAAAAAAAUAUAAUUGUAAAAAUAUGAAAAAUCAAAUGCACUUUAGAAGUGGUAAAGGGUGAAAAUCGUUAUCAAAACUCUCAUUUCCGCGGAUGUUGCAUUUUUCUUAAAAGCCGAAAAUGUCCGGAGGCAUUUUUUGUUGCUAAAAAAAUUUCCAACUACAAAUACCUUCUGCCAUUUUUCCAAGGGGAAAGGCAUAUAGAGAAAAAUAAUUUUCAUACAUGUUUUAUCAUAGGAGAUGUCUGAAGAUAUGUUAAUAUUAACUAAACGAAGGAUCGCCUCUCUUUUUUAUCAUUUCACCAAUUUUAUAGUAUAUAAAUUGAGGAAUAUCGGGUUGCGAGGGUCCAAAGCACACUAACAAAAAUUCUCCUCAAAAAUUGUCAAUUACCCCUCUGUGGGGAAACCCCAUUGUUGUAUCAAAUUAAUUAGUGUAUGAGUUUAAUAUUAUUUAAUACAGUGUUUAUAUACAUGAGAAA
Molecule: messenger RNA, 1288 nt
Organism: Diachasmimorpha longicaudata
Lineage: Eukaryota; Metazoa; Arthropoda; Insecta; Hymenoptera; Braconidae
Gene: Syb
Product: vesicle-associated membrane protein 2-like
Exons: 4
Coding region: 286-645 (119 amino acids)
Biological process (GO): vesicle-mediated transport; vesicle fusion
Cellular component (GO): SNARE complex; plasma membrane
Molecular function (GO): syntaxin binding; SNAP receptor activity
Source: RefSeq, a predicted model, not a curated record